Messenger RNA from Coregonus sp. 'balchen', 3300 nucleotides. Lineage: Eukaryota; Metazoa; Chordata; Actinopteri; Salmoniformes; Salmonidae. The record is from the annotation of a GenBank genome assembly.
AUGAAGUCCAACUUUAGUGCUCCGUCAUCCUCUAUUCCCGGUGGUCCUGAUACUUAUCACCAAGGCAACAUCAGGAUGACUCUGGAGGACCCAGAACUCUGGAAGUCCUUCCAUGAAAUAGGAACAGAGAUGAUUAUCACUAAACCAGGCAGGUAAGAUGACCACAACUUCAAAUUCUAUCUGCUAUUAUCAAUUACAAUGUACUUGAUUGAAAAUGCUUCAAUAAAUGGCAUUUUCUGUGGACUGUCAUGAUAAUGAUUAUUCUUGUAUUUUACAGGAGAAUGUUUCCACACUGUAAAAUCAACCUUUCUGGACUAAUUCCAUGUUACAAGUACAUCUUGUUGGUUGACAUGGUACCUGUGGAUGGUUUCAGGUAUAAGGUAAGAACCUUUUGCAUGUUUACACUUGAAUACAUAUCCAUUGCCUUUCAUAUUAGCAAAAUCAUUGAAACCAGGGAGAAUUUUACAUUUAGAAAUGACACAUCCCUGGCUUGUAUCAAACAAUCGUGACAUUAGCAAACAUUAGCAAUAGAUGUUCCCCAAUGGUCAGCAUCUCCAGAUGAGACACAGCUCCACUCCACUCUUUGCUAAUCACCCCUCUGACAUUGGUCAUCAAAGGGCAUUAUCUCUUCCUGUUGUUAUAUCCCCUGCUGUUUGCCUCUGUGGGUGGUGCAAGCCAAAAUAUCACUCUCUCUUUUAGCCUCAAGGUUAGACAGGGAUCCUCUGAAAAUCACCCCUGCCCCCCUUUGUAUGACAGAUUAACUUUAUGUUAAGGUAUUUACUUCCCUGUCUCUUUCCAGUGGAAUAAAGAGAAAUGGGAAGUGGCUGGGAAGGCGGAGCCGCAGCCCCCUUGUCGGACGUACCUGCAUCCAGACUCUCCGGCCCCUGGGAGCCACUGGAUGAAACAGUCGGUGUCCUUCCUCAAGCUCAAGCUCACCAACAACACUCUGGACCAACAUGGCCAUGUAAGAAAGCAUUGUCAAUUGGUUCUGUCCAUUUGUAGCUUGUUUUUGGACAGGUCCAGGAAUGGCUAAAGGAUUGCAAUAUUUACCUGGAGCUAACCUUGCAGAUAGCAUUACUGGGUGAUCUGAAAAGUCAUAGUCAAUCGAUCAAUAAUAUAAUAAUACUUUUAGCAAAAAUGUUUAUUUUUUAUUCACAAUCUGUAGAAGCAAUGAGAAUAGAAAGGUUCAGAACUUUUGUAAAACAUCACAGUACAGUUGAAAUAUAUAUGGCAAAUAGAAAUCCUAUAUGGAUGGUGUUAAGAGAUAGAUGGGAGGUGUUGAAUGGAGUUGAAGGAUGGGACUAAUAACAAAUAACAACAAAUAAUAACAAGAUGACUAAUAAUGUAAGCAUACUGUGUCCAUAAUAAGUAUAUAGGUUGUAUGUUGGGAGCUUUUGGGAAAGAGCACAGUUAGAAAGAUAUGGCAUAUAGAAGCAAACCGGAUGGACAUCAUGAAAAUGAUCGGAGAGGUUGAGAGUAGAAGAAGUUCAGGAGCAAAAACAAAUAAAAUACUCUGUGUCCAUAAAAUGUAGAUAGUAAGUAUAAGCUGGAAGUAGAGGCCUAAGCAUUGUUGUUCACUAAUUUACCCCAAGUAGGGAAAGGAUGGCGGGGUUGAAAAGUCAUAAAGGGGAGUAUAUAUAUAAAAAACAUGGGGAUUGGAAGUGAUGCAGACAAUUACAUUGAUGGAAGUUACAAUCUAUCUGCAAUAUUAAGCUGAUCUACCCCCCCCCCCCCCCCCCCCCAAAAAAAAAAGAAAAAAGAAAAAUAAAGCAUUGUCAAUCUCUGUAAUAAUAUAUAUAUACUUAUUCUAUAGAGCAUUGGCAAAUUAUUUUACUUUGAUGACAGUAACUGUUGUCAUUGUUCCAGUGACUAAACUAACUGUGCAUAUCUCUCUUUCAGAUCAUUUUACACUCCAUGCACCGCUACCACCCGCGCUUCCACAUUGUCCAGGCAGACGACAUGUACAGUGUACGCUGGAGUGUCUUCCAGACCUUUACCUUCUCUGAGACCUCCUUCACCUCUGUCACCGCUUACCAGAACACUAAGGUCAGUCUCACUGCAGUCACUGGCACAGCAGGGCGCUACCCUUUAUUUCCCCAAGCAAGCAUCUGGUAACAAGUCCCUAGGUGUUUAAACCAACUCUUUCUCCUCUAGAUAACCAAGCUGAAGAUUGACCACAACCCAUUUGCGAAAGGCUUCCGAGACGAAGGAACUAAUACAAAAAAGUAGCUAGAAUUGUUUUUAUCAUUACUUUUCUAUUUUAUGCUUGCCUUGAAUAUGUGUGUUAAUGAUCCUGUUGUCUUUUCCGCUGCAGGCGUGCUAACAGAAACCCAGCCUCCCCAGAGAAAAAACCUAAGGAAAUUGAUUAUCUAAGCAAAGACUCAGAUGAGGACAGCCCUUCAAGUAUUGGCUUUCACCACUUUCACCAGUUAGUUUAGUGACCAAACUACUCAUCCCUUCAUGUAGAGGUUGUUGUUCUCUGAGCUCAGUGGGUCUGAUGUCAUGUAUGUUUUGCAGGCUUACGCAGGUCAUCAUAUGAGGGAUAUGAAGGAGAGCGGGCAGAACUCCCUAAAAGAAAAGAGGAGGAAGUGGUGAAAGAGGAGCACUACUCCCCCUGGGGGCCUGAGAGGGAGCAUGGACACCACGUCCAGACAGACUCACCCCCUGGACCCGAUGUCAGGGACAUGUACAAUGCAGAGCAGCUAGUACCAGCCCCAGCUUCAUACCAGCCUUACAGGUAGGCACCAGAUCAUGCUGUCUAUCUCAGUAAUGUUCAUCCUGGAAGGUAGGAAGGAAAACUCACUCACUGCCACAUUGUCAUCAAAGCAGACAACACUGACCACCACCCAUCUCUCUCUUUUCAGGUUCCAUAAAUACGGGAAGUCUCCAUCUCCCUCCUCCAGCGUGGGCAGCAGCAAUGGGGGUUCUGGACAGGCCAGCUUUGAGUCCAGAGUCCCUGAUGUAGCCACAGUCCCAGAGCAUGAGACCUCCAAGCCCUCUGUUCAUGAGAUUGGACCAUCUCCCUGUGGCCCGCAGCCCCUUGCAGGACAUCAUCAGGACUACACAGGGGUGCUCAACAUGGCCCAAGCAGGCAAGCCAGGGGUCCUCAGCCACAACAUCUACAGCCCUUAUAGCACAGAGCAGACCCUGGGCCAGUGGACCAGCCCCAGCCCUGCCCAGUACCCUCCCCCUCACCACCUGCCCACUGACUACAGUACCCCGGCUGUGCACCACGGAUAUCACCAUGGCAACGUGGCUGAGUGGAGCCAGUACCCACUCUUCUCCUACUCCUGCUGGUGA